Heterostelium album PN500 is the source of this 264-nucleotide messenger RNA. RefSeq lists its product as uncharacterized. The record is from RefSeq and is a predicted model, not a curated record. The transcript has 5 exons. NCBI's taxonomy places the organism in Eukaryota, Evosea, Eumycetozoa, Acytosteliales, Acytosteliaceae. The coding region runs from base 1 to 264 and encodes 87 amino acids.
AUGUUUUGUGAUACAGAUAAACAAAGAGAGUUCUCUUAUAAUCAAUACCCACAAAUUUAUAAAAACGAUGGCUGGUCUACAAGUAAACAAUAUUCAAGUGAAAAACUGUAUAAUCAAACAUUACAGUCAAUAGUCAAUCAAUCAAUAAAUCAAUCAACAAUCUACAAAACUUUAUUUAUACAAAUUCAACACUUCAAAUCAAACUUAUAUUUUGCACUAAUUCAACUACUCAACUCAUCUCACGAUUAUAUGCAAAACACUUAA